Chelmon rostratus (copperband butterflyfish) is the source of this 5726-nucleotide messenger RNA. RefSeq names its product Ras association domain family member 8b (gene rassf8b). Gene Ontology annotation, biological process: signal transduction. The record is from RefSeq and is a predicted model, not a curated record. Lineage: Eukaryota; Metazoa; Chordata; Actinopteri; Chaetodontiformes; Chaetodontidae. The transcript is spliced from 9 exons. The coding region runs from base 396 to 1709 and encodes 437 amino acids.
AACAAGCUCUGUGGUCCCCCCCUCAGCGACGGGCAGAGCGGCGGGCUGACGGGCACGGCUGCGGAUGCCGAAAGAGCCCCGCGUCGGAUGUCCAGCAGCCGGACGGACGCGUGUUUUCCACCCACACGAGCUGCUCGCGGCGCGGAUCUGCGCGCACCGUUAACUCUGCCUGCGGGCGCGGCAGGAGCGACGCGGAAUAAAAGGAUCUCCCGCAAGUGGCCCGCAUAACAUGCCGCGGAAAGUAGCGGAUUUCAUCCCAGAGAGAAACACCGAGCCUACAGCACGGCAGAGGAGUGUUAAAUGCUCUGACACACCGCGAUCCGCUGCUGGGAUAGAGGAUGGACAGAGAACAUUAUUAGCACCCUCUUGUGGUGUGGAGGAAUGAAGGCCUCUGGAUGAAGGCCAUGGAGCUGAAAGUGUGGGUGGACGGAGUGCAGCGCAUCGUGUGCGGGGUCACAGAGUUCACUACAUGCCAGGAAGUGGUCAUUGCUUUGGCACAAGCCAUUGGACGCACCGGCAGGUACACUUUGAUAGAGAAAUGGCGUGAGACAGAACGUCACCUGGCUCCGCAUGAGAACCCUGUGGUGUCCCUCAACAAGUGGGGUCAGUAUGCCAGCGACGUCCAGCUCAUCCUCCAACGGACCGGCCCGUCCGUUAGCGAGCGGCCCACCUCUGACGGGCAGGCUCGUGUCCCGGAGCGCGGCUUCUACCGGCAGAGCCUGCCACCUCUGGCUAAGCUCCGCCCGUCAGGGGCAGACCGCUCGCUCAAAAGAAGGGAACCCAAACGCAAGUCUCUGACCUUCACCGGGGGGGCCAAGGGUCUGCGGGACAUAUUUGGGAAAAGCAGAGAUGCUGAAGCCAAACAGCCCCAGCAGCGCGGUGUCAGCCUGAACCUGCGCAGGGUUGGAGGUGAUGGAGUAGCAUCUGUACCUGGGAGUCCAGCCAGAGAGCUGAGCCGGCUGGUGCAGCUGCAGAGAGACAAACUCCAGGCCCUGGAAAGCCGUCUGCUGGGCUGCGAGGCCGAGCUGCGAGACUGGGAGGAGUCCGCUGGCGAGGCUAAUGAAGGAGGAAACCUGGAGGAGGAGCUGCUGCUUUUAGAGCAGCAGGUGAGAAGGAACGAUGCAGAGAUGGAGGAGGAGGAAUUCUGGCUGAACGAGCUGCAGAUUGAGCAGGAGAGCGAGCGGCAACUCCGGCAACAGCUAGCCGAGCUGCAGGGUGGUGUACGCGACUGCGAGGCCAAGCUCUCAGAGUACUUAGCUCGCAUACAGAGCAUGGAGGCAGGCCUGGACCAGGAGCGGCUGCAGCAGGAGGCCGAGCUCAACCAGAAGGUCAAUGAGGAGGAGAUGCAGGCGCAGCUGGAGAAAGUGAGGGCUGAGCUGGAAAUGCAGGGCCAACACACAGCGCGGCUGGAGAGCAGCUGCAGGGCGUUGGAGCGCUCACUUGGCCAGUCCAGCAAGAGAUUACAGGAGAAGGAGCAGGAGCUGGAGCAGCUGACAAAAGAGCUACGACAGGUCAACCUGCAGCAGUUCAUUCAGCAGACUGGUACCAAGGUCACCGUGCUGCCUGCUCAGCCUACAGGAGAACACGACAACGAAGUGGAGUCUGGCUCUCUGAAAAGACUCGGCUCUUCUCGCCUCUUACCGAGCGACCUUCGCACUCUUCAAAGCACCGUGUCCUCCAUCCUCAACCCUGAGGGGAUCUACGUUUGACCCCCAAACUGUGUCCAGGAGACGUUACUGUCAACAGCACUGUUACGAGGACUGUUCCUGUGACUGGAGGACCCACAAAUUGACUUCCCAAACUGCUGAAAUGCGCUUAAGCAAGGCACCGAAACAAACCCAGCUCUAGGAACACAAUAAGUGUGGAGGAUGCUGGCAGAAACAUUACAUGGAGGAUGAGUGAGGGCAUCACAAAAAAAAACAAAACUCACAAGAAGACCUCCAUCUGUUUUGCGUCUUUCCUGCACUACUUCCUCUUCCAUCUUACUGGGACUGAGACUCAAACUGAUGUCAAUAUCCAUUUGCAAACAUUUAAUCUAGUGUCUGGGUGAGUGAGGAUUCCUCUUCAGUCACUCUCAGUCUACAAAAGCUCCAUUUUCACAGAUUACAAAAAAAAAACAACUACUACAAGCCAGCAGACGAUUUUUUGUUGACUGAGAAGGCUUCAGCCAAACGGUGCAGAUAAACAGUUUUUAUGUUGUACAUCCUGAACUGGAGAGAAUUUCAGGAUGCAAAGUUUUGGACACAUAUAAACAUAAUCCAUGCACGAGCAUGCACCAACACCAACACCACACCUGUGCUAUAACCACAGCCAUAUCUGAUUGCCUUACUCUGGUGUUGUAAAACCAGUCUAAUGAUAAAACAGAACUCAAGGUAGCUACUGAACUAUGCGCCAUACGAAUAAAAAUACCUAGCGCCAAUUCAGGUGAUGCCUAGUUAAGGUAACUGAUGUCACUAUAACUCAACGUUGGCUCUUUUUCUUUCAAGUUUUGUAUUGAUUUUAAGCAGGAGUAAAUUUGCGUCAUAUUUUUUGUGUUUGAAAAAAAUGGAGAAUUCUCUCUCCAGAAGAAAAUAGAUGGCGCAAUGUCAUCAACAGAUGUGCUUGGUGAAAUAGUUUGGCUCUGGGUUCAGUUUUGGUGCACAUGUGGUGCAGAGCCAUUAAUCUCCUCUUUGUUUCAGUUGAACCCGUCAGUUUCAGUUGAACGGAGUGAUGAGCGAUGACAGAGGCCUUAAAGCCUCGAAAAAUAUGCCAACAAUGAUUUCAUACCCAGUCUGACCACCAGGUGGCGACAAAACAUAUAUUAUCCAGACAGGUGAAAGUUAACUGUGUGAAAGUUACUCCUGGUUGGAUAUUAUCUCUUUAUUCAUUUUCAUGGGUCAUUUAUGACUGUGCAUUUUUUUUUUUUUUCUUGGAUGAAAGCCUCACUUGAGCUUUCAGUGUAUAAUCUGAGGUACCACUUAGAUCAUAGGGCAAGUACCUGACAUGUGUACAUCAGGCAGGGACAAACACACACUUCUCAGAACAGCAUCAUGCCAACAUACUGUAUGCUUUCAGUUCAAUCUGAUUUUUAACAUUUUAAUGAACUAAAGAUGUCUCAUAUGAACCAAAGCUAGUGUUAAAAACAUCAAUAGUUAGAUGAAUGUACUUUUUUAUACGUAUGCAACCUAUGCCCGUGAAGUGUACUGUCUGAGUCCAACAGUAGUCGCAUAUAUUUUCUGAGCAAAACUCAGACAUCUUCUUUUCUUUACAGGCUGAAACACAAAACAAUGAAGCUGCAAUUUCACAAAUGUCUGGUUGUUACUGAACUGACCCAUUUCUGAUAACUUAUCCAUGCAGAAUAAAAGGAGAUGUUUCUGGGUUUCUGGGAUGAAGCUGACACGAACUGCAUGAGAAUAUAUGGGCUCAAAUGAGGGUCAGUAAGCUGUUGAUCUUGAACUAAUUUAAGUAUGUGGUUGUAUAUCAGACAUGUCAGAAAAACUCAGUCGUGAAAAAAAAUUUGAUUGUCUGAAUAAUAUUUUAUCAACAGUACAUGCACAUAAAUGCACACACACAUUUAAGUUAUAAGUGCACAUUCUGACCCUGCUUUGGGCUGUAAAACUUCCCAAGUAUGAAUUGUAGUCCCAAAUUACACUCAGUUUACUGCUGAGUCUGUACUCAAAUUAGUAAUUUAGUUAUUUUAUAGUUUCAGAUUCUGAAUACACACUACAAUCAACAGAUAAAUUCUGAUGUAUUAUUAUAGAUUAAGAACUUAGAAAGUAGUUAAAUUGAGCCUCAGCUUUAGCUGCAACAUUAAAGUGAUGCAUACAUUGAUUAUAUCAGCAGUUAUAAUCCGAUAGUAUAAUACACAGUACACUAUUAUGAAAUGUGCCAUUCUGCAAAAGGAGUACUUUUGUUUAAAUUGCAUAAAUUGAGCAAAAAUUGAGUUUUGUUCAAGUAAAGCUUGUAUUUCUACUCUGAGGUAAUGCUACUUAAGUAAAAAAAUCCAGAGUAUAUGCCAAAUUCUCAACAUCUACAGAUCUUUUCUACCCAUUCCCAAACUUUCUGAGUUUUUUCCGCAGGUUUUUAAAGCGUGAUGUACAACCACAAGCUUUGAAAAUAUUUCUGAACAUCAUCUCACACGCUCAAUAUCUUAUUGACCCUCAUAAGAAGAAGCUUGAACUGUGAAUGCACGAUAACAAAGUGAACUGCUCCCUCCAGUGUGAAGCAUCUCGCUUCACGGUUUGCACUGCAGUGCAAAAGAUACCCGGAGGAAUUCACAUCACAACUUGGCAAACUAUUCACAGAAAUUGUUCAGUGACAGAAGUUUUUCUCACCCUCCGCUUCCCUCAGUAUGCAGUAUUAUCGUCAUGGCAACAGCUUCAGCCGUGACACGGAGACUGUAACCCGCUAAUAAAGGAAUCACAGCUCUGGCUGACUGAAAGUUUUGAAUAAUGGCAUGCCUUACUGAAAAAAAAUGUAAAUAAUGUCUACAUAUCACAUCAGUCAGUGGACUAUUUUUAAAGUAGAUUGAAGUCUGAAAUAUGCAGAGUCCUAGAAAGGUUCUAGAUUUUAAUGCUGCCGUUCAACAGGCAGCUCUGCGUGCAUGCAAUGUGUGUGAUUGGUUUAUUUGGACUCCCAAUUAGUAGCUACCAAGGAUGCAACAAUUCAUCUGUGAUUAAUUUUAUUUUUGGUUUGUUGUGUCCCUUCUUGCCUUGUUGACAUUUACACUGAUGGAGAGCUGAGGUUAGGUAAAGAGCAAGCAGACAGCUGAGUGCAUACUAUCAGACAACGGCAACAAUUGCAGAUUAUUCUCUUGCCUUUUCAUUUAAUUCUGGCAAAGAUAACAUAUAUGGAUGUAAAAGAGGUCCAUGUUGCAUUGAAACAUGACAUGGCGUUUACCGACAUCGCCGGCUGUAUCUUUUUCCUGCUUCACGCUUUCAGACGUUGCCAAUGAUUGGUUUCUGUUGUUUUGCCAUCAAUGGUGCUUCUAAAUAAAAGUGCAUAUAGAAAUGAGAUGAUGGAGCCAUUAUGAAAACAGCCAUCAAGUGGCUUUGAAAGCUAUUGUAGAAACGCCGCAGCUCAGGGAUAUUUCAAGACACAGAAUUACUCCGACAAGAAUGGGCAGAAAGUAAUUAUGGAUAAAUGCUGUUCAUGAUGUCUCAAGCCAUUUGACAAGUUAGAUCGCGUAUUUGCUCUCAUGGAGACUUGAGCGCCGUUUGACAAGUUUAACAUGUGGCAUUUUGGCUCCUAGAUACAACACCACGAAUGUAACUGAAGCAAGGAUUUUGUUCUGAGAGCGAUGGAUAUGAAAAGUAAAGUGUUUCUCUUGGCUCUUGAUUCAUGUUGACGCUGGCCCAGUUUUUGCCUCUUGUGUCUACAUGAGAAGCACAAACUGGGGCUAGUUGAAACAACUGCGUUUCCAAUGUAAUCCUGUUCAUUGAAGCGCCCUCAAAGCACGCUUCACUGUAUACAUCCUGCUAUUUAGAUGAACUGUGCUCGGCUAACAUCACUGACUUGCACUAACUCAACAUUUAGACAAGUUAUUGUGUAUUAGAAAUGUUAUAAUUUUGUAUUGUUUACUUACAAAUUCACCUACUGUAUUUUUUAGCUUUCAGAAUUUAACAGAUUUUCUUCUCUGGAUCAUUGUUCAGCCACCAUGUAUCAAAUACAUGAAAAUCAAAUUCAAGAAUAAUGUAAAGUAUAUAAAUAAAUGAAUAAAAUAUAUUUAAAAAGAUGCCAGAAAUGAA